CGACAAUUAUCUCGAAUGAUGUCGCCGGACUAAGAUAGGCCCUUGUCAACAAUAGCCGCCUAUUUCCCCACGACCCAAACUUUGACAUGCACGUGACCACAUAGUUUAAGCGCCGCGAAACGAAGCUAGAAAGUGAUAGAGUAAUGAUACGCGCCCACCGAAGAUACGCGCCAGCGAUAAGAUUGUCAGCGGCAAAACGAAACCUCCAUCUUUAUUUAGAUCAGCGGGAUGGAGUCGAGAAGGAUGGGCGGCUGCGAUGGGGGCUGAUUCCUGAGGGAGCGGAAGGAUCAAUUGAGUAGGUGCUCGCUCCACUUCACUCUACACGACACUCAGAGUUUGUUGGACUUCGUCAUGCUUUAUGCCUUCGUUGGACGUCGUCACCAUAACGCGGCGCAACAAGGUCGUGAGAUCCCUUACUCUAUCUCCUCCCGCCCUCAAACUAUCCGAGGUAGAUGUGGCUGAGCGAGAAUGCUGUGAGGGGCAAGAGACAAGAGACAGCUCAAAUACUACCAUAUGCACAGUCGUGCAGCAGGUGUAACCCAAGCAGCACGUACAGCACAGCACCGGCUGGUCAGCAAACAGUACAUUGCCGGGACUCGACUCCUCGCUCGGUCGCGCGUCUUCUGUCCCCUCACUCAGCCCCUCUAUCACCCAUUAUGGCCAAUGACACAGUGAUAAGGGCGACCAGAGAAGGUCCGCGCCAAAGACACAACGAAUGGGAGCGCAAGGGACUGGGGAAGACUGGAUAGGGACCUGGGGAAACGAAGCCCUGAUGGGAGGGCCAAGAGGAAGCUGAGUGGUGCUGUUUGCCUGUGUGGAAGGAGGAGUACUCUUGUGUGGUAGCACUGUAAGGAGCGUUAUACCGCACAGUCUCCAUGACUGCAUUUUCGUGUUCCUGUCGCGUUCCUGUCGCGAUGUGACCACAAGUGGUACUUUGCCAGGGUUGGGGAUAGUGGAGAUGGUACUUCGUCAUAUGCGGGUGGACACAUACAAGUGGAUGUACCAUCCCCUCUUUCCCAUCCACUCACAGUCCGUCUCCACGGGUCCCGCUGUCCCACGCCGGUCCCACAACCCACAACGCUCCCACAGUUUGUGAUGUCGGGCGGCCCAUCCCAGUCCUUACCAGCCAUCGCACCUCUUUUCCCAGCAUCAGCCCCUGACUAGCAGGGUCCGUGGCCUGCUAGUGUCGUUACAGAUAUGCUCCUCUCUUUCCCAAUCCUGUCGUGCUUUGGUGAUUUCUGGCGGUUUGUGGUGUUUCCUGGCUGAUUUCUGGUGAUUCCUGCUGCCACUUUUACCGCUCAGGCAAAAUGUUAUAUGCCAGGACUGUUAAGGGUACUCGUCUUGUACCAGUAUACCAGCGUUAUUGGUGAGAAGUACGAGUCUUGUGCUCAACAGUGCGCGCAGUCGAGGAGGCCGAGUUACCCAGUCGUGUCGUGCUAUCCUCGUAUACCGCUGAGGUACCUGCUCGAGAAGGGUCUCUUCCCGCCUGCGCUACUACUGGUAUCAAUUCAAAGCUCACGCUGCUUGAGCUAAGGGAAAAAGGGCUCACUCACAAAGGUCACUUCUGUCCGCCAUGGCAUGAACGGACCUGCUCAUCGGCCUCAUCGUCUCCCGUCAACUCUCUCACGAUAACUUCAUACCUCCUGUGUCUCUGAUCAACUCUCCCGUUAUAGCAUCAAACUGUGCCACCAGCGAUAUUCAUAGCACUGCUCGGUUUCGAAACUACUCCCAGCGUUUGCUCCGUGAGACUUAGCGAGGGUCACGGACAGAAACCCCAACCCAACGUCUCUCACUCCUCCUCCUCGUACCCGCUCACACGCGCCCGCUGUUUCGGUGGAGGCGGCCCACCUGUUUUGUGAAAUAAGUCGAUCCCCAGAUCCUGGGUAAUAGUGCUCCUGCCGAAACAACUUUACACGACCAUCUCGAGAACCUGUAUCACCCUCCUCACUCGGUCCUCCAUCCUCGCCCAUCGACAUCCCCCUCUGUUUCCGCGACGUCGGGUAAAUUGGAACGACCCUUCCCGAUCCUCUGACCGUUCAGCUCGUCGUCCUCCGGUUUCUAAACGACGUUUCGCUCGAAGACAACGCCGAGUCGUGCUGCAGGUGAAGACAUAGAUUGUUUCGGCCGUGUGUUCUGCUUCGCUGAAUCAACUGGAAACAAGCCCUCGCUCCCGCUUCAAACACUCGACUCCGAAGCCAGCCUCUUUAUUGUUUGCCGCCUCCCCUCAAGUGGCACGAACAUACUGAUCGACGACCUGGGGAUCCGAUUUUUCGAACUCUCAUCUCCCGGAGCAAACAUCGAACCCUCUCCACCCAGAACGACCUCCCUUACUCGGAUACAGGACGACAUUUUACACGACUAUCCUGCGAAGUUGCCAAAUUGCCAAAGCCAUGUUCCAAUAGAUAUACACGACUCCCGAUUUUAUUACUUUGCGGGAUAUCUCAGCUGAGAUUAUACACCCUCUCAUCGAUACACGAUGUCGAUGUCACUUCCCGUCCCAGCAGUUCCGCUCGGUGGCUGCUCCACUAUCUACAACAACACCCUUUACUCCUAUUCCGCCGACGCAUUCCAAGCAUUACCAUUAGAUAAGGGAGCCUCAUGGGAGCAAUUGCCAGGAGGCGUCUCUGUUACCGGAGGAGUCUGCGUGCAAACCACUUCACAUAAUGCGUCGUCCCCAGCGGCCCUAUAUAUCGUCGGAGGAAGCGCAAAUGCAUCGGAGACAAGUUAUCAAGGCCUCCAAAGAUAUUCUUUCGAAGAUAGCACCUGGGAGUCUAUCUCGCUCUCAUCGGCAGUAACACAGAACCGCCUAUACCACAACGCCAUCUACCUCAAUGCUUCGUCCUCGAUAUUCAUAUUCUCCGGGAAUCAAGAUGGCACGAAGCAACCUAGUUCGGAAUCAUUCACCAUCUCAACCAUGGCGCCGUAUGAAGUCCGGUCGUUCCCAUCGUUUGCCCCACCAAGUAUUGAGCCCAUGCUACUUACCUGGUCCGAUAGCCAAGCUGCCGUCCUUGGAGGAAGCGACUCUAACACGAGAGUUAUGCUGUUCAAGCAAACCACCGACCCGUUGUUAGCAUGGGAGGACUCUAAAAUUACACUAGACGCCCCGUUGAAGACUGAUGGGAGCGUAAAGGCUGCCAUUGUCGACGGCGAUGAUAAAAGCAAAAGUCUAUAUACGUUCGAUAUGACCGUGUCACCCAAUUCGGUGAACCGAAUGCUACUGGUUGAUCAGAAUGGAAACCCUAUGACCAAUGUCAAAGCCGUCAAAUCAAGGAGUUCCAACGAAGUUCGCGAUAUCACUGAGAGAGCUACCCUUACAGCCACAGACUGGCCGCCAUAUAACUCAUCACUUGCCCCGAAAGCCACACGCACAAAGUACUCCAUCGCACAAGAUGCAGACGAUCGCAUUGUCAUAUCCGGGGGUAAUGAGGAGGAUGUGUUGUGCAUGUUCAAGGCAAGGGAGAAUUCGUGGGUAAAUGCGACUUUGCUUUUAUCCAAGGCACAGGUUCCGAUCGGAAUUACCAACACACCCACUUCAGUUUCCACAGAAGCUCCAGCAGCUUCUUCAACAGCUGCAGUAGCCGCAGAAGCCUCGUCGCAACUCAGUCGCAGGCUUCUGGGGAUUAUCAUCGGCUCUGUUGCAGGAUUUGUUCUGAUAGUGCUAGCUAUCUUCUUCUGCAUCAGGAGGAGGCGCAAGCAGCGCGUGUUCGCCGAAGCUGGCCACCAACGGAGAGCAAGUGGCAUCCCUGACGAGAAAGACCCAAUGGACUUUGCAGACCGUGGAAUACGCUUCGACCCUACUAAACGCUACCAGGGACAUGCUCCCCAAACCUCAACGGCCUCAUUCUCGUCAAUGGCCAUCUUGAUGGGGAAGGUUAGCUCGACACAGCAACCGGCUCUCGGCAGAAGAGGCGGCAGCAACAGCAGCAACGCCAGCAGCAACUUCAACAAGAACUACAAAAACACGAUCAGCAAGCCCAUCCCCCAGGCUCGCGCAGUACCCGAAACCUACGCACGAACCGAACGUCCCCCAGUCGUUGGCGGCUCCAACGCCGGACCAACACCCCGACCCCGCGGAAGCGGCGUGAACCGCCAAGGAAGUACCCGCCGCAGCUCAGGCUGGAACCGCUACUGGUCCGGCGGCAGCGCCCUCAACGUCCUCGGCUUCGGAAACAAAGGGGCCAGCACUUACGGCUCCCAAUCCGACCAGGACUCCAUGUACUCCGAGACCGCGCACCCCACGCGCGGAACCCAGCAGUCCGCUAUGGUGCCCCCGCUGAACUUUGGGUCCCAGAAGGGGCGCCUUAGCCAGGUGGCUUCGGGGAGUCCGACGAUCGCGCAUCAGCCGAGGAAUUCACCCUUGGAGCAGGGGAUGUCGGGCAAGAUUGAGCGGCCGCACUCUGCUGUUAGUAGCGUGUCGAGCUAUGGCGAUCUGAGGGACGCGUAUCCGGGAGUCGCGUCGAGUAUUAAUGAGGAGCAUCAGACGUGGACGCCGUUCGGCGGGGAGAGUGGGUGGAACCAGGGGGAGCGCGUGGCUAGUAGCGCGUAUACGGAGAGUCAAUAUGGGACGCCGCGCGCGACGAUGGUGGAGGGGAGGAGUGGGCAUCAGGGGCCGAAUCAGCAGUCGACGGAUAUGAGUUGGUUGAAUUUGGGGGAUACUAGGCAUUGAGGAGGCAGACAAAUGUCACUGUCACCCCUACGGCCAUUAUCGCCCUCACCGCCGCUGCCGCCGGAUAAACCACUCACUCACUUAUUCACUCACUAACGCCCACACACUCUCUCUUGUCGAACCGGUUUUUUUUGGGGGGGAAAGGAGAAUAAAAAGCAACUUUAGACCGACACUUUUACCUCACGAGCACACACACACACACACAUUUUGAGCGCCCACAUUUUUUUGCAGCAUGUCGGAGCGCGCGCGCACGGUUUUCGAUAUCAUAAUUUUACGGCGCAUCGUACUCUAGCAAGCGAGCGAGCGAGCAGACUUGAGAGCGGAUCUGUAUCCAGGGGAUAAUUUUUUUCUUCGAGUUGAGAUAAGGCAGGCGUCUUACAAUCGUUUUUUUGUUUUGGAUGUUAUGGAGUUUAUGAUGGAUAUGAUUUGUAUGGGGUAUCAUUGGGAGUGUUUUUUUUUAACAACUACCUGACUGGCUGAUCUGACAACUGUGUUGUUCUGUUCUUUUUUUUUCUUGUUACUUGGCUACCGCUUUUUUUUGUUUGCAGAUACCGGGGGGAGGGGGGCGAAUACCAGAUGCUUGGGUCCAGGGCAUACCAGAAUCUAUGGAUGGGAGAGAGAAGGGGGAGAGAAGGGGAAGGCAGUGGUGAUGGGAGAGGAGAGAUGUGUGAGAUGGAUGUAGGCGCUGGAUAGUAGAUAGGAAGAGAUUACUGUAGCCUACACUUACAUACCUUGUUAAACUACGGUGGAUCCGUAAUGGAGGCGGAAGAGAAAGAGACAUAUUUCCAACAAACCCA
Pseudogymnoascus verrucosus is the source of this 5463-nucleotide messenger RNA. RefSeq lists its product as uncharacterized. The transcript is spliced from 2 exons. The record is from RefSeq and is a predicted model, not a curated record. Bases 2477 to 4666 code for a protein of 729 amino acids. NCBI's taxonomy places the organism in Eukaryota, Fungi, Ascomycota, Leotiomycetes, Thelebolales, Thelebolaceae. Gene Ontology annotation, molecular function: protein binding.